Molecule: messenger RNA, 5559 nt
Organism: Catharus ustulatus (Swainson's thrush)
Lineage: Eukaryota; Metazoa; Chordata; Aves; Passeriformes; Turdidae
Gene: PCDH18
Product: protocadherin 18
Exons: 4
Coding region: 983-4390 (1135 amino acids)
Biological process (GO): homophilic cell-cell adhesion
Cellular component (GO): plasma membrane
Molecular function (GO): calcium ion binding
Source: RefSeq, a predicted model, not a curated record
CACACAGGAGCGGGGCUCGGGCAGAGGCGGCUGCGCUGAGGGCAGGGAUGCUGCGAGAGGCAGCCGGGGAAGGACCGGAGAAUGCAAAAUGUUCCUGACUUGGGGAGAGGGAAAGGUUUAGAGGAGCGGAGAGGCUCUCGCAGGGCUCGGGGCAGCAGCACAUGCAUUGGGAGCAGGUUGUGGGUAAACAAGCAGCGGGAAGACGAGCGAGACGUCAGCCCCAGCUCUUUUACCAAGCGAGCCCGCUCCAAAGCUCCCGGCGAGUUAAACAAGGGCUAACCUAAAGUAUGGAAAUAAGGAGCGCGAUCGCGUUCCUCGAGGCAGGAAGGGGAGGAAUCAAACCCACAAAACCCCGCUUGAGACUGCCGUGAAAAUUCGGGGGGUGGGGAGCAGCGACGUUGAUUUAAAGUUGCCCAUUAGUCAGUGGCACCCCCCAGCCCCCAUCCCCGGCCGGCCCGCGCUCCCUCCCCUCCCCUUCCCAUCCUUUCCUUCCCUUCUCCUCCCUCCCCUCCUCUCUCCUCCCCGGCUGAUUGGCUGCGCCGGGCUCAGCACAGGCCGGGCAAAAGCUUUGUCUGGGGACUUGGAGUGAAGUUGCGGAGGAUUUUAGGCUGGAGCCGGCGAGGGAGGGCGUUCAGUCCGGCGGGAAGGACGGGAGCACGGGCGGGAUCCAUCCCGGCUCUCCCUGGAUGCGGGCGGCGGGAGAGGAGCGCGCUGCCCCGGAGCAUCGCAACCUGCGAGAGGAGCGCCGAGGCAAAUGAGAAAGCCUGGAUUGCUUACAGGAUUGUAUCUGGAUGUCCCGGCACGGUGUGUAUAAAAAAAAGCAAAAAGUUUUCUGAUCUCUAAGUUAUUUGUACUUGGCUGGCUAGGAAAAGGCGUUUUCAAGCUGGAAAGGACCAGAUGUGCUUUGGAUUUAAGGUACCGAAGGAAGGCAAAAUAAUUGCUAUUUAACUUAUUGGGAGGAAUUGAUUGCAAAAACUUACAAAUGUAUCGAAUCGACGGUAAAAUGCACUUUCUAUUCUUUUUUGCACUGAUCGUAAUGUGUUGCAAUAAUGCUGUGCUGGGCAAGAAUUUCAAAUACAGGAUUUACGAGGAGCAGAGGGUUGGAUCAGUAAUUGCAAGACUAUCGGAGGAUGUUGCUGAUGUUUUAUUAAAAAUGCCUAACCCUUCCUCAGUUCGGUUUCGGGCCAUGCAGAGGGGGAAUUCUCCCUUGCUUGUAGUCCGUGAGGAUAAUGGAGAAAUCAGCAUAGGAGCUAAAAUUGAUCGGGAGCAACUGUGCCAGAAAAACUUAAACUGCUCCAUAGAGUUUGAUGUGAUCACUCUGCCCACUGAACAUCUGCAGCUUUUCCAUGUUGAAGUUGAAGUGCUGGAUAUUAAUGACAACUCUCCGCAGUUUUCCAGAGCUCUUAUCCCUAUCGAGAUAUCAGAGAGUGCAGCUGUAGGAACUCGGAUCCCUUUGGACAGUGCUUUUGAUCCAGAUGUGGGAGACAACUCCCUUCACACUUAUUCCCUUUCUGAAAACGAUUUUUUUAGCAUUGAUGUGAAAACCAGGACUGAUGGUGCUAAGUAUGCAGAGCUGGUUGUGGUCAGAGAGCUGGAUCGCGAGCUGAAGUCGGUUUAUGAACUCCAACUCACUGCCUCUGACAAAGGGGUGCCUCAGAGAUCUGGGUCAUCCCUCCUGAAAAUCAGCAUUUCUGACUCCAAUGACAACAGCCCUGUGUUCGAGCAGCAGUCAUACAUUAUCCAGCUCCUGGAAAACUCUCCUAUUGGGACUUUGCUCAUAGACCUCAAUGCCACUGAUCCAGAUGAGGGCGCCAAUGGGAAGGUCGUGUACUCCUUUAGCAGUCAUGUGUCUGCCAAAAUUAUGGAAACUUUUAGGAUAGACCCAGAAAAAGGUCACCUGACCCUGUUGAAGCAAGUGGACUAUGAAGUAACCAAAUCCUACGAAAUUGAUGCUCAGGCUCAGGAUAUGGGGCCAAAUUCUAUUCCAGCUCACUGCAAAAUUAUAAUUAAAGUUGUGGAUGUGAAUGACAACAAGCCAGAAAUCAGCUUAAAUCUGAUGUCCACAGAGAGAGAAGAAGUAGCUUCCAUUUCUGAGGGGUCACCCCUGGACACCUUUGUUGCCCUGGUCAGAGUGCAAGAUAAGGAUUCUGGUGUGAAUGGAGAGAUUGUUUGCAAGCUCCAUGGGCAUGGCCACUUUAAACUUCAAAAGACUUAUGAAAACAACUAUUUAAUCUUAACUAAUGCCACUCUAGAUAGGGAAAAGAGAUCUGAAUACAUCUUGACUGUAAUAGCAGAGGACAAGGGAACGCCAAGUCUCUCCACAGUGAAACACUUUACUGUCCAAAUCAGUGAUGAAAAUGACAACCCACCCCGCUUCCAGACAAACAGAUAUGAGGUUGUUAUCUUGGAAAAUAACUCUCCUGGAGCAUACAUCACAUCAGUCACAGCCACAGACCCAGAUCUGGGUGACAAUGGGCAGGUGACGUACACUAUUUUGGAGAACUCUGUUUUGGGAAGUUCUAUAACCACCUAUGUGACCAUCGAUCCCUCCAACGGGGCGAUCUACGCCCUGCGAACCUUUGAUCACGAAGAAGUAAAUCAGAUUUCCUUCGUGGUCCAAGCUAGGGAUGGGGGGAGCCAGCAGCUUGCUAGCAACACCACAGUGGUGCUCACCAUCAUUGAUGAAAACGACAAUGCUCCCGUCAUCGUGGGGCCGGCCCUACGCAACAGCACAGCAGAAAUCUCAAUCCCUAAGGACGCUGAAAUCGGCUUUCUUGUCACCAGGAUAAGGGCUACAGACAGAGACUCUGGCAUGAACUCUGAACUCAGCUGCUCCAUAGCAGCUGACAAGGAAAGCAGCAUCUUCGUGAUGGAUCCCCAAACUUGUGACAUCUCUAUCAAUGUGAGUGUUGAAUCGGUUCCAGCAAAACAAUGGGAGUUUUUGGUGAUAGUCCAGGAUAAAGGCAGCCCUCAGCUUAGUACAAAAGCUCUUCUGAAAUGUACCAUUUUGGAGCAUGUUUAUUCAUUUUCAAGCACUGAAGCAACUUUGGUAAGCCAACCCUCCCUGGACAUCUCCAUGAUAACAAUUAUAUCCUUAGGGUCAAUAUGUGCUGUGUUACUGGUUAUUAUGGUUAUCUUUGCUACGAGGUGCAAUCGAGAGAAAAAGGACACCAGGUCUUACAACUGUCGUGUGGCCGAAUCGACCUACCAGCACCACCCAAAACGUCCCUCCAGGCAGAUCCACAAAGGGGACAUUACGCUGGUGCCGACGGUUAAUGGCACUCUGCCCAUCAGAUCCCACCACAGAGCUUCCCCAUCAUCAUCCCCGGCCCUGGAGAGGGGGCAGAUGGGCAGCAGGCAGAGCCACCACAGCCACCAGUCCCUCAACAGCCUGGUGACCAUCUCCUCCAACCACGUGCCUGAAAAUUUCUCCCUGGAACUCACCCACGCUACGCCGGCUGUCGAGCAGGUUUCUCAGCUUCUCUCGAUGCUUCACCAAGGCCAGUAUCAACCAAGGCCAAGUUUUCGAGGAAACAAGUAUUCCAGAAGCUACAGAUAUGCCCUGCAAGAUAUGGAUAAAUUCAGCUUGAAGGACAGUGGUCGGGGUGAUAGUGAAGCUGGAGACAGUGAUUAUGAUCUGGGGAGAGAGUCUCCAAUUGACAGACUUCUUGGGGAAGGAUUCAGUGACCUUUUCCUUACAGAUGGGAGAAUUCCUGCAGCCAUGCGCCUGUGCACGGAGGAGUGCAGGGUCCUGGGCCACUCAGACCAGUGCUGGAUGCCACCUCUGCCCUCGCCCUCCUCCGACUACAGAAGCAACAUGUUCAUCCCUGGCGAGGAGUUCCCAGCACCCCAGCAGCACCUGCAGCAGCAGCAGCACCAGGGCCUCGAGGAGGACGCCCAGGCAGCCGACGCCGGGGAGAAGAAGAAGAGCUUCUCAACAUUUGGGAAGGACUGCCAGAGCGAGGAGGAAGCAGGGGACACCUGUACCUCCUCCCUGCUCUCCGAAAUGAGCAGCGUUUUCCAGCGCCUGCUGCCGCCCUCGCUGGAUGCCUACGCGGAGUGCGCCGAGAUGGAUCGCUCCAACUCGCUGGAGCGCAGGAAGGGACAUCUGCCAGCCAAGAGCGUCGCUUACCCACCGGGGGUGGCAGCCUGGGCAGCCAGCACGCAUUUCCAAAACCCUGCCAGCAACGGGCCCGCUCUGGGGACUCACUCGGGAGCGCAGCCCUCGUCCAAAUGGCUGCCAGCCAUGGAGGAGAUCCCGGAGAAUUACGAGGAGGAUGAUUUUGACAAUGUGCUCAACCACCUCAGCGAUGGCAAACAUGAACUCAUGGAUGCCAGCGAGCUGGUGGCAGAAAUUAACAAGCUGCUGCAAGAUGUCCGGCAGAACUAAUUGUUUCAAAAGCCUAUUUUUCCAUAUUUAUGGAAAACUGGAAGGGGAAAAAAAAAAAAAAAAAAAAAGAAGAACAAAAAAUAGACUGAGGAGAACUGGCAUUGCCAACUAGUUGCAUUUAUCAUAAAUGUGUCUGUGUAUGUUGAAUAUUAAAAUACUGUAUUUUCAUAUGUACACAAUGCAAGUGUGAUUAUCUUUAUCUGUAUUUUAAAAAUACAUUUGUACCUUAUAUUUAUGUGUAAUUUAACAAAUAAAUUUUAUUUUUGUACACCCACAGCAAGCAUGUUUUCCUAAAUGUAUAUAGAUGGUACCACCCUUGUCAAACUUAGAGCAAUUCUUGCCACACAGGCAUGUUUAAAGAAAAAGAUAUUGUUUUCCCUUAUUAUUUCUUUCAAAUGUUUCAAAUACAAAUUCAAAGCACUGAAAAAGUUAUGCAAAUGUUAGUUUCAGUAAAUGAUCCAACACAUUUUUUGCAAUGUUUUAUUCUUAUAAUAAAGAAUUGUAACUCCCACGAAAACCAAAAUGUUCUUUUUCAUUUUGAUGCUUUUGGUCUAUAGGAACAUUUUCUUGUUUAAUUAAUGGAUUAUUGCAGGCUGAGGUCUUCCUGUCUUUGGCACAUGUUUUCCCCAGUGAAAAAAUCAUGGAAUUCAGUGAUGGGUCUUCCACUGUGAUCUCUGCAAACAAAUGUAAAUUUGUUGUGCCUUUGUUACACUGCAAAGCCAGUUGAAGUCAGCAGUGUAUACUUGAAAGACAGCAAUAAAAUCAGCUUUUCUGACCUCAAGCUGAAUUCUGAAUUUAUGUAAAUAAAUACAAAAAUUGCAAUGCACUGCUUUAUCUUUGUAAAUGACACCAAAAUAAAAAGAAUGUUGCAUCUUCCAGAAAAACAGCUAUAUUUUUCCUCUGCAGAGCAGCUACGUUUUUAUAUUAGCUAUAUUCUCUGUUGUAAGUGUGCUUGUCUUUUAUUUGCAAAGCAUUACAGAAAUGUCUGAACUUCCUAAAAAAGAGCAAGCCUGCAUGUACAUUCUCUCUGGCUGCAUCCCAUCCUUCCAUGGUGGGGUUUCUCUCUGUCCUGAAGCUGGGUGAAAAGUCAUUUAUUUAUAUUGUGGUGCCAUUGCUAUAAUGGUGAUGUAACUAAUAUUACUCAGAUAAAAGUCAUUGUCAUCCUUUUA